AUGCAUCCUAGCGUCAAUGGCAAAUCGUCGGCUGAGCGUCUCCGUGCAAAGGAUACCGUGUGGAAGCUGGUCAUCGUGAGAAAACCCCAAGGGCUGGCCCCUGAUCGAGAUGCUGAUUGCUUGACUCAAGGAUGCCAAUGGCGGAAGAGGGAUGCGCAUCUCAUUGGAUCCCAUGCUCAGGCUGACGACGGCUUCGGCAUCCUGGGUGCUCUGGACCACAUGACAGGUAUACGGAGGUGCUUUAACGCACAUCGGGAGGUGGCCUCGAAAUCAAAGGUUGGUGUGUGUGAAUCAACACAACGGAGAGCUGGGAGCAGAGAAGUCGUACAGGCACAGCCAGCGUCUCGGAUCAAGUUAGUUCCGCGGGCUGACCCCGGCCUUCUGUUUGGUCGAUGCCAGCCAAAAACCAAGAUCUACACCCUCCAAACCUUGCGACCUGCGUCCCCGCAAGCAAAUGGUUGGCUAGGCCCUCAGGUGGAGAUGGCGGCCAAGGAACUUCGCACGCUGCCGAGCAGGGAUCAUGCGGGCACAAGGCCAGCGCGGUCGAAGCGAGGAGAGUCUUGGCAACUACGAGUAAGGUACUCGUCCAGCCCCAGAGCAUCUCUUGACCUGACUUUGCUGACGCAAAUAGUGUACAUGAGCUUGACGCUGGACGGGAGCCCGCUGUUCUGGAACCGAGCAAACUGCAAAUACUACACUGUACUCCGUACUGGGCACCAAGUUGACGGCUCUGGCGCUUGUCAAUGCUUGAUCUCUCUCCCUGGCACCGAUGACAAGCCCGCCGCCACGCUCGUAUUAGCGCUGCUUGGAUCCAAAGUGGCCCGUCAAAGCGUUGCCAGACGGGGCUGUAGCACAUUGCUGCUCCGCCCAGUAUCUGGGGGACAGUACAUAUCUGAUGAUGGCUUCAACCGGUAG
Trichoderma virens Gv29-8 is the source of this 915-nucleotide messenger RNA. RefSeq lists its product as uncharacterized. Lineage: Eukaryota; Fungi; Ascomycota; Sordariomycetes; Hypocreales; Hypocreaceae. The transcript has 3 exons. Bases 1 to 915 code for a protein of 304 amino acids. The record is from RefSeq and is a predicted model, not a curated record.